Komagataella phaffii GS115 is the source of this 5232-nucleotide messenger RNA. RefSeq names its product RNA polymerase II largest subunit B220. Gene Ontology annotation, cellular component: RNA polymerase II, core complex. Gene Ontology annotation, biological process: transcription by RNA polymerase II. Bases 1 to 5232 code for a protein of 1743 amino acids. The record is from RefSeq and is a predicted model, not a curated record. Gene Ontology annotation, molecular function: DNA binding. NCBI's taxonomy places the organism in Eukaryota, Fungi, Ascomycota, Pichiomycetes, Pichiales, Pichiaceae. The transcript has a single exon.
AUGAGUCAGUUUCCUUAUUCAAGUGCCCCACUGAGGUCCGUCAAGGAAGUGCAGUUUGGCUUGUUGUCUCCCGAGGAAAUUAGAGCUAUUUCAGUUGUUAAGAUUGAAUAUCCUGAAAUCAUGGAUGAGAGUCGCCAAAGACCGAGGGAAGGUGGAUUAAAUGAUCCCAAGUUGGGUUCCAUAGACCGUAAUUUCAAAUGUCAAACUUGUGGUGAGGGAAUGGCAGAAUGUCCCGGUCAUUUUGGACACAUGGAGCUAGCUAAGCCAGUCUUUCAUAUUGGUUUCAUUCCGAAGAUUAAAAAAGUCUGCGAAUGUAUCUGUAUGAACUGUGGAAAGCUUCUUCUUGACGAAACAAACCCUACCAUGGCUCAGGCUAUCCGUAUUAGAGAUCCAAAAAAACGAUUUAACGCUGUGUGGCAGCUGUGUAAAACUAAGAUGGUAUGUGAAGCUGAUGCCCCUGUUGAUGAGUACUCUGAACAGAAGGUCGUCUCCAGAGGUGGAUGUGGAAAUACCCAGCCAGUCGUCCGUAAAGACGGUAUGAAACUUUGGGGUACAUGGAAGAAGAGCGGCUUCAGCGAUCGUGAUGCGCAACCAGAACGUAAACUACUAACUCCCGGUGAGAUCUUGAAUGUUUUCAAGCAUAUAUCGCCUGAAGACUGUUUUAGGCUAGGUUUCAACGAAGACUAUGCGAGACCUGAAUGGAUGAUAAUCACUGUGCUUCCUGUCCCUCCGCCCCAAGUAAGACCUUCCAUCGCCAUGGACGAAACCACUCAAGGACAGGACGAUUUAACACACAAACUAAGUGAUAUUUUGAAGGCAAAUAUCAAUGUACAAAAACUCGAAAUGGAUGGUUCCCCUCAACAUAUCAUAAAUGAGGUAGAACAAUUACUUCAAUUCCAUGUAGCUACCUAUAUGGACAAUGAUAUUGCAGGACAGCCACAAGCAUUGCAAAAAUCCGGGAGACCUGUAAAGGCCAUCCGUGCGAGAUUGAAGGGUAAAGAAGGACGUUUGAGAGGUAAUCUUAUGGGAAAGCGUGUUGACUUUUCAGCACGUACUGUUAUUUCCGGUGACCCUAAUUUGGAGUUGGACCAAGUUGGUGUACCCAUUAGUAUUGCCAAAACUCUUUCCUACCCAGAGACAGUCACACAAUACAAUAUUCAUAGGUUGACUGAAUACGUUCGUAAUGGGCCGAACGAACAUCCAGGUGCCAAAUAUGUUAUCCGUGAUAACGGUGAUCGUAUUGAUCUCAGGUACCAUAAGCGUGCAGGUGAUAUAGUUCUACAGUAUGGAUGGAAAGUUGAGAGACACCUGAUGGAUGAUGAUCCUGUCCUUUUUAACCGUCAACCGUCAUUACAUAAAAUGUCCAUGAUGGCACAUAGAGUCAAAGUAAUGCCCUACUCUACUUUUAGACUAAAUUUAUCUGUUACAUCACCGUACAAUGCUGAUUUCGACGGUGAUGAAAUGAAUUUACACGUUCCACAAUCUGAGGAGACCAGAGCAGAACUGUCACAGCUUUGUGCAGUUCCCUUGCAAAUCGUCUCUCCACAGUCAAACAAGCCCGUUAUGGGUAUCGUCCAAGACACACUGUGUGGUGUCAGAAAAAUGACGUUGAGAGACACCUUUAUUGAAUACGAGCAAGUAAUGAACAUGUUAUUCUGGGUUCCCAGUUGGGAUGGUGUUGUUCCACAGCCCGCUAUCCUGAAGCCUAAACCUCUUUGGACUGGUAAACAACUACUUUCCAUCGCUAUACCAAGCGGUAUCCAUCUUCAAAGAACUGAUGGUGGAAACUCUUUAUUGUCUCCAAAAGACAAUGGUAUGCUUAUUGUUGAUGGUAAGGUUAUGUUUGGAGUUGUGGACAAGAAAACCGUGGGAUCUGGUGGUGGUGGUUUGAUUCACACUGUUAUGCGGGAAAAGGGUCCUAAGAUAUGUGCAGAGCUCUUUGGUAACAUUCAAAAAGUUGUGAACUACUGGUUAUUGCAUAACGGUUUUUCUAUUGGAAUUGGUGAUGCGAUUGCCGACGCCAGCACUAUGAAGGAGAUUACACAUGCCAUUUCUAGCGCCAAAGAACAAGUCCAGGAAAUUAUUUACAAGGCUCAACAUAAUGAACUGGAGUUGAAACCAGGUAUGACUUUACGUGAGUCUUUUGAAGGAGAGGUUUCUCGUACGCUGAAUGAUGCUCGUGACUCUGCAGGUCGUUCUGCUGAGAUGAAUCUGAAAGAUUUGAACAAUGUGAAGCAAAUGGUGUCUGCAGGUUCCAAAGGAUCUUUCAUUAAUAUUGCGCAGAUGUCCGCUUGUGUUGGUCAGCAGAUGGUCGAAGGUAAACGUAUUGCUUUCGGUUUUGCUGAUCGUUCGUUACCGCAUUUUACUAAAGAUGAUUUCUCACCAGAAUCUAAGGGUUUUGUGGAAAACUCCUACUUGAGAGGAUUAACUCCGCAAGAGUUCUUCUUUCACGCCAUGGCUGGUCGUGAAGGUUUGAUUGAUACAGCUGUGAAAACUGCUGAAACAGGUUAUAUUCAGCGUCGUUUAGUGAAGGCACUAGAGGAUAUAAUGGUUCACUAUGAUGGUACUACGAGAAACUCACUAGGUGACAUUAUUCAGUUUCUUUAUGGUGAAGAUGGUCUUGAUGGUACCCAAGUUGAAAGACAAACUAUUGAUACCAUUCCUGGAAGUGACAAGGCUUUCCACAAACGUUACUAUGUUGACUUGAUGGAUGAAAAGAACUCGAUUAAGCCCGACGUUAUUGAAUAUGCUGCGGACAUACUUGGUGAUGUUGAGCUACAGAAAGAAUUGAACUCUGAAUAUGAACAAUUGGUCAGUGACCGUAAAUUCUUGAGAGAGAUAGUAUUUGUUAAUGGAGAUCACAACUGGCCUCUUCCUGUGAACCUCCGUCGUAUCAUUCAAAACGCUCAACAGAUCUUCCAUUUAGACCGUGCGAAGGCCAGUGACUUGACGAUUCCUGAAAUCAUUCACGGUGUUAGAGAUCUUUGUAAGAAACUAUUUGUGCUCCGUGGUGAGAAUGAACUUAUCAAGGAAGCACAGCAAAAUGCUACAUCAUUAUUUCAAUGUUUGGUCCGUGCUAGGUUGGCUACUCGUCGUAUUUUGGAGGAGUUCAGACUGAAUAGAGAUGCUUUUGAAUGGGUGCUGGGUACUAUUGAAGCUCAGUUCCAGAGAUCUUUGGUUCAUCCCGGUGAGAUGGUUGGUGUGAUUGCCGCUCAGUCGAUCGGUGAACCUGCAACUCAGAUGACGUUGAAUACAUUCCAUUAUGCAGGUGUGUCGUCUAAAAACGUUACACUUGGUGUUCCUCGUCUGAAGGAAAUUUUGAAUGUUGCAAAGAAUAUCAAGACCCCUGCACUGACAGUGUAUCUUGAUAGAGAAAUAGCACUUGACAUCGAGAAAGCUAAAGUUAUUCAAUCUUCAAUCGAAUAUACCACUUUGAAGAAUGUGACUUCUGCCACUGAGAUCUACUAUGAUCCAGACCCGACGAGCACUGUGAUUGAAGAAGAUUUUGAUACUGUCGAGGCUUACUUCUCGAUCCCCGAUGAAAAGGUGGAAGAAACGAUUGACAAGCAAUCCCCAUGGUUGUUACGUCUGGAACUAGACCGUGCAAGAAUGUUAGACAAGCAAUUGACGAUGAAUCAAGUAGCUGACAAAAUUUCAGAAGUUUUUAGUGAUGAUUUAUUUGUCAUGUGGUCUGAAGAUAAUGCUGACAAGUUGAUCAUCCGUUGUCGUGUGAUUCGUGACCCCAAGGCUAUGGAUGAAGAAUUGGAAGCUGAGGAAGACCAAAUGUUGAAAAGAAUUGAAGCUCACAUGCUUGACUUAAUUGCUUUGCGUGGUAUUCCAGGAAUCUCAAAGGUAUACAUGGUAAAACAUAAGGUUUCUGUUCCAGAUGAGUCUGGGGAAUACAAAAAUGAAGAACUUUGGGCUUUAGAGACUGAUGGUAUUAACCUCGCUGAAGUGAUGGCUGUACCUGGUGUCGACUCUUCCCGUACUUACUCGAAUUCCUUUGUUGAAAUUCUUUCAGUAUUGGGAAUUGAGGCUACUCGUUCUUCUUUAUACAAGGAGAUUCUUAACGUUAUUGCCUUUGAUGGUUCUUAUGUCAACUAUAGACAUAUGGCCCUAUUAGUCGAUGUUAUGACAUCACGUGGAUACUUGAUGGCUAUCACUCGUCACGGUAUUAACCGUGCAGACACUGGUGCCUUGAUGAGGUGUUCGUUCGAAGAGACUGUAGAAAUUUUGUUUGAGGCUGGUGCGGCUGCAGAGUUAGAUGAUUGUCGUGGUGUGUCUGAAAAUGUCAUGCUGGGUCAACUGGCUCCAAUGGGAACAGGUGCGUUCGAUGUCAUGAUUGAUGAGAAGUUGUUGACCAGUCUUCCAGCAGACUAUGCCCCCACCAUGCCGUUGUUCAAAGGUAAGGCAACACAAGGUUCUGCAACUCCUUAUGACAACAAUGCACAGUAUGAUGAUGAGUUCAAUCAUGAUGAUGUGGCAGAUGUUAUGUUUUCUCCAAUGGCUGAAACUGGAUCUGGAGAUGAUAGAAGUGGUGGCUUGACUGAGUAUGCAGGUAUACAGAGUCCAUACCAGCCUACUUCUCCAGGACUUUCAGCUACAUCACCUGGUUUUGCUCCUACGUCACCUGGUUUUGCUCCUACUUCACCAAGAUAUUCCCCUACCUCACCAGGCUACUCACCAACUUCACCCAGUUAUUCUCCUACUUCGCCUAGUUAUUCACCUACAUCUCCAAGUUAUUCACCUACUUCGCCAAGUUAUUCGCCUACUUCUCCAAGUUAUUCGCCAACUUCACCAAGUUAUUCGCCUACUUCUCCAAGUUACUCGCCAACUUCACCAAGUUAUUCACCAACUUCUCCAAGCUACUCGCCUACUUCGCCGCAGUACUCACCUACUUCACCACAGUACUCGCCUACUUCGCCGCAGUAUUCGCCUACUUCACCACAGUACUCACCAACGUCGCCGCAGUACUCGCCUACCUCACCGCAGUACUCGCCUACCUCACCGCAGUAUUCGCCCACUUCGCCGCAGUAUUCGCCCACUUCUCCGCAGUACUCUCCUACUUCACCACAAUACUCGCCAACUUCGCCACAGUACUCGCCAACUUCGCCACAGUACUCACCGACUUCACCGCAGUAUUCCCCCACAUCUCCUCAAUACUCCCCAGCAUCCCCACAGUACUCUCCUUCCCGUCAUUCUCCUAACGGUGAAUCAAAAGAGGGUGAAUAG